UAGCCGUGGUGACGCUCCACCAACACGUUGAGCUAAGUCUUCAAUCUGUGGCAGUCCGUAAAUAAUAUAUUCGUAUUUAUUGUUCUUUUUCCAAGGGGUGAAUAUUAACCGUACCAUUUGCGGUUGCUGGUUCAUGUGACGUUACACACCAGGACAUGCUGAUUUUUAUUCAGCUCCAUCUGUGGCAGAUAGGAGAGAAGAAAGCACUUUUACUGACAGAUAAAUAUUAACUGAAUUUUCAAAAAUGAGGUCUACGUUAAUAUUUCUUCUGCAUGCCACCUCUAUCUGCCGGCUUGUCGGUGCCACUCUGUCUAAAACGGAUGCAAAGAAGUUGCAGAAAGUUGAAGCCAAGAGCUCUCCAGCUGAGUUUUCUGUGCUAGACAGAGGCCUUGUUGUAGCAGAUGUGCAAUGGAAGGACAUAGUGAAGGAAGAAAGGAGAUUUUGUGGUCAUUGCAAGAAGACAUUUGACGGACCAGUGCUGGCAUAUAUCACGCCUUGGAAUUCCCAUGGCUAUGAUAUUGCCAAGCAGUUUGGCUCCAAGCUAUCGUCAAUGUCUCCAGUUUGGCUUCAGCUCCGCCGACGAGCUCCUGGGACGUUUGACGUUACAGGACUCCACGAUCACGACGCUGGCUGGGUCAAAGCUGUACACAAGUCAAACAAAAAAGUCAGGGUGGUGCCUCGAGUAUUAUUUGACGGCUGGUCCUACCAGGAUUACGUGAGCGUGUUUGGAAGUGAAGAUGAAAUCGAAGAGCUGUCAGAUGAACUGGUGGAUGUGGCGAAGACAGAAGGAUUCGAUGGAUUUACCCUGGAGCUUUGGAGUCAGCUGGGCGGAAACAAAAGAAAGGAGCUUGCUCACUUGGUAAAACACAUAUGUGAGACUUUAAAAGCUAAAGAGUUAGACUGCAUACUUGUUAUCCCACCAGCUGUGACGAGUACUGGACAGCCAGGGAUGUUUGGCAGGGAGGAGUUUGAGGAGUUGGCUCCGGUUGUUGAUGGAUUCAGCCUUAUGACCUACGACUACUCCAGUGGACCCAGACCGGGUCCAAGCUCGCCCCUGCCCUGGAUCAGAGACUGUGUUCUGCAACUGGCACCAAACACUCAGUGGAGACAAAAGAUCCUGCUUGGAGUUAAUUUGUAUGGCCUUGAUUUCUCGAGCCUUGGGACAGAGCCGAUCCUGGGUGGAAGGUAUGUUGAGAUUUUGCGAGAACACAGACCAAAGAUUCUCUGGGAUGAAAACUCUGCAGAGCAUCACUUCAGUUACAAAAGAAGCACUGCUGUAAAGCAUGUGGUUUACUAUCCUUCGCUGAAGUCAAUCCACAUGAGGACUUCUUUGGCUACUGAACUGGGAACAGGAAUUUCUCUAUGGGAAAUGGGACAAGGACUGGAUUAUUUCUACGAUCUCCUUUAAAUGUUGGACUUUUUGAUAAAGAACAAUUGUGAACUGG
Girardinichthys multiradiatus is the source of this 1445-nucleotide messenger RNA. It is a transcript of the gene chid1, whose product is annotated as chitinase domain containing 1. Gene Ontology annotation, molecular function: chitin binding; oligosaccharide binding. Gene Ontology annotation, cellular component: extracellular region. Gene Ontology annotation, biological process: carbohydrate metabolic process. The record is from RefSeq and is a predicted model, not a curated record. Bases 245 to 1408 code for a protein of 387 amino acids. Lineage: Eukaryota; Metazoa; Chordata; Actinopteri; Cyprinodontiformes; Goodeidae. The transcript has 12 exons.